AAACACCAGGAUACACAGCAGGGAUAGGUACAGCUUCAGGACCAGACGAGUGAAUGGAUACCUUAUGCAGUCUAAGCGGACUUGACCCUCUAUGGGACUGGAACCAGACAUGGUACACGCAUAAACCUGAAGUGAGCAACUGCUUCCAGAACACAGUCCUGGUGUGGGCUCCGUGCAUCUACCUGUGGGUCCUCUCUCCAUUCUACUGCCUUCAUCUGUACUGCCAUGGCCGAGGUCGGCUGCCCCUCUCUUCACUCUGCAGUGCCAAGCUGUUGCUGGGGUUCUUCUUGGCGUCCUUUGGUUUUGUGGAAUUCUUCUACAUCCUGUUGGAACGAAGACAGGAAAUCCAGCAACACCUUGUCUUCUUGCUCAGUCCCGUCAUUCGUAGUCUCACCGUGGUGUUAGCUGUGUGCGUGAUUCAUUGGGAGAGAGUGCGAGGAUGCCGUUCCUCUGUUUUCCUGUUCUUCUUCUGGUUGUUGGGCGUGGUCUGUUCCCUUAUUCCGCUUCAUGCAAAGGUCCAGCUGGCUGUGGAUCAGGGUCUCUCUCCGGAUAUUGUGCGGUAUUUGGCCUUUUUCUCGUACUUCGCCCUGCAGUUGGCGCAACUCUUCCUCAGCUGUUUUGCAGACCGGGCACCCUCAGGCAAAGCCAUCCUCAAGAAUGCAUGUCCUGUUCAAGAUGCAUCAUUCUUGUCCAAGAUCCUCUUCUGGUGGUUCAGCGGGUUGAUUUUUAAGGGCUACCGUUCUCCUCUGCAAGCAGAAGAUCUGUGGAGUCUGAGGGAAGAGGAUACAUCUGAGAAGAUAAUAUCUGACCUGGAAGAAGAAUGGACAGCGGAGCGCACCAAAUUACAGCAGCAGGAGAACCACCUAAGCACCAGUAUUGCCUUGGGAUCUCGACUACCAGAGCAGGCCCAGUUUCUCCGGAAGAUUCAGAAGGAGCAGAGUUCGGGAUUCUGUCUCUUACGGACACUCGCGCGUAGCUUCGGACCCUACUUCCUAACAGGGACGCUGUGCAUCAUGGUCCACGAUGCCUUCAUGUUUUCAGUUCCACAGGUUCUAAGUUUGUUGUUAGGCUUUAUGAAGGAUGAGGAUGCUCCGCUGUGGAAGGGCUAUUUCUACGCCUCUCUUAUGUUCCUCCUGUCCUGCCUGCAGUCCAUCUUCAACCACCAUUACACCUACACCUGCUUUACUGUGGGCAUGAGGGUUAAAACAGCUGUCAUGGGUCUGGUCUACAGAAAGUCUCUUGUCAUGAACAGCGCAGCACGCAGAACAUGCACAGUGGGGGAGAUUGUCAAUCUGGUCUCUGCUGAUACUCAGAAGCUGAUGGAUUUUGUGGUGUAUUUCAAUGCAGUGUGGUUAGCACCCAUUGAGGUCACACUCUGUCUCUUCUUUCUUUGGCAGCAUUUAGGACCAUCUGCUCUAGCAGGCAUUGCCACUGUGAUCUUCAUUUUCCCUCUGAACGGAUUCAUUGCAAGGAAGAGAAGCAAACUCCAGGAGAUACAAAUGAAGUACAUGGAUGGACGGGUCAAUUUAAUGAAUGAGAUUCUGAAUGGUAUCAAGAUUUUGAAGUUCUACGCCUGGGAAAAGGCUUUUCUGGAGCAGGUCCUGGGAUACAGAGAGAAGGAGCUUAAAACUCUGAAGAAAUCACAGAUCUUAUACUCUGUUUCUAUUGCUUCCUUCAACUCCUCAUCCUUCCUGAUUGCUUUUGCCAUGUUUGGCGUCUAUGUGCUCAUUGAUGAUAAGAAUGUUCUGGAUGCUCAGAAAAUCUUUGUAUCAAUGGCUCUUAUCAACAUACUGAAAACCCCCCUAAGCCAACUUCCUUUUGCCAUGAGCACAACCAUGCAGGCUCUUGUCUCUUUAAAACGUCUGGGGAAAUUUCUUUGUCAAGAUGAACUCAAACCAGAAAAUGUGACAAGGGAAUCCUUUAAAUCCGAUGUGGAUGGUGUAGUGUUUGAGAAUGGAACCUUCAGCUGGUCUAAGGAUGGCCCCCCAUGUCUAAAAAGGAUCAGCGUUAGAGUUCCCUGUGGUUCACUGGUUGCUGUUGUCGGCCAUGUUGGCAGUGGGAAAUCCUCGCUGCUUUCUGCCAUGCUUGGGGAGACUGAAAAAAGAAGCGGGGCAGUCUCAGUCAAGGGCUCAAUUGCCUACGUUCCCCAGCAAGCUUGGAUCCAAAAUGCCAGUCUGCAGGACAACAUUCUGUUUGGACGGGAAAAAAAGGAAAGCUGGUAUCAGCGGGUGCUGGAAGCCUGUGCCCUGCUGCCAGAUCUGGACAAUCUGCCUGCAGGAGAUGCUACUGAGAUCGGAGAGAAGGGUUUAAAUUUGUCUGGAGGACAGAAACAGAGGGUGAGCCUGGCACGUGCUGUUUACAGGAAAGGUGACGUGUACCUGCUUGAUGACCCCCUGUCUGCGGUGGAUGCACAUGUUGGUCAGCACAUCUUCAACAAAGUCAUUGGACCCAGAGGCAUACUGAGAGACAAGACACGGGUUUUGGUGACCCAUGGAAUGAGCUUCCUGCCUCAGGCGGAUUUGAUUCUGGUUCUGGUGGACGGGGAGAUCAGUGAGCGAGGCUCCUAUCAAGAACUUCUGAACCGGAAUGGUGCUUUUGCUGAUUUCAUCCACACCUUUGCAAGCUCUGAAAGGAAAGAGUGCUUUUCAGAGGCCUCCCAAAGAGGCUCCAGAAGACUGUCCGUAAGAUUGAGUGUUACUGAAUACAUGCCAUUUUCCAGGGAUCUGUCCCAAGAGCAGCUUAUCAGCGGUGACACCAACAGUAUUACAAUUGAGCCACUGCCCGAUUCUGAUGAGGACCACAUCCAAGAAGACCUGGGCAAACUGACUAAGGUUGAUAAAGCACGGAUUGGCAGAGUCAAACUUGAGAUGUACAUUGAAUACUUCCGCACUAUUGGUUUGCCGUUGAUAGUUUCCAUUGUAUUCCUGUAUGCCUUCCAACAAGCAGCAUCUCUGUCUUAUAAUUACUGGUUAAGCUUGUGGGCUGAUCAGCCUGUCAUCAACGGCACUCAAUUAAACACGGCUCUGAAACUGGGAGUCUAUGGAGCUCUCGGCUUCGCUCAAGGAAUUGCCAUAUUUGGUACCACGGUGGCCAUCUCAUUAGGGUGCAUCAUCGCCUCCCGCCAUCUUCACUUGGAACUUCUGAACAACGUGCUUCACUCCCCUAUGUCGUUCUUCGAGUCCACUCCCAGUGGCAACCUCCUCAAUCGUUUUGCUAAAGAGAUAGAUGCCAUAGACAAUAUGAUCCCUGAUGGGCUGAAAAUGAUGCUAGGUUACUUCUUCAAACUGAUGGAAGUCUGUAUCAUCGUGUUGAUGGCCACUCCUUUCGCAGCCGUUAUCAUCCUUCCUAUGGGGUUCCUCUAUGGUUUCAUACAGAGUUUCUACGUGGCCACAUCCUGCCAGCUGCGGCGGUUGGAGUCAGUGAGUCGCUCUCCCAUCUACACGCAUUUAAACGAGACAGUGCAGGGUGCCAGUGUCAUCAGGGCAUUCAAUGAGCAGUCACGCUUCAUUAUGGGUGUCAAUCACAAGGUGGAUCACAACCAAACAGCUUACUUUCCCCGUUUUGUAGCCACAAGGUGGCUGGGUGUGAAUUUGGAGUUUCUAGGUAAUGGCAUUGUCCUUGCUGCUUCUAUUCUCUCUGUGAUGGCAAAAGGAACCCUGAGCCCUGGGAUGGUCGGUCUGGCCGUGUCUCAUUCACUUCAGGUGACAGGUUUCCUGAGCUGGAUUGUAAGGUCAUGGACGGAUGUAGAGAACAACAUUGUAUCAGUUGAGAGAGUGAAAGAGUAUGCAGACACUCCAAAAGAAGCAGCUUGGAGCAUAGAGGGAAGUUCUUUACCGCCAUCUUGGCCUCAAAAAGGGACCAUAGAAUUUCAAGAUUAUGGCCUUCAGUACCGUAAAGGCCUGGAGUUGGCCCUGAAGGGCAUCUCUGUUCACAUCAAAGAGCGGGAGAAGAUUGGUAUUGUGGGAAGAACUGGUGCAGGAAAAUCAUCUUUGGCUCUUGGAAUUUUCCGGAUCUUGGAAGCAGCAAAAGGACAGAUCUACAUCGAUGGAAUCAAUAUUGCAGAGAUCGGGCUUCACGAUCUAAGAUCCCGCAUCACCAUCAUUCCACAAGACCCAGUGCUGUUUUCAGGAUCUCUCCGUAUGAACCUUGACCCCUUCGAUGCCUAUGCUGAUGAGGAAGUGUGGAAUGCCUUGGAACUGGCUCACCUUAAACAUUUUGUGUCUGAACUUCCAGAUAAGCUCAAUCAUGAGUGCUCAGAAGGAGGAGAAAAUCUCAGUCUUGGUCAGAGGCAGCUGGUUUGUCUAGCAAGAGCUCUUCUCCGAAAGACAAAAAUUUUGGUGCUGGAUGAGGCCACAGCUGCAUUGGACCUGGAGACAGACACCCUGAUCCAGUCUACCAUCCGCAGCCAGUUUGAGGACUGUGCUGUUCUUACCAUCGCGCACCGCCUCAAUACCAUUAUGGAUUACACAAAGGUGAUUGUUAUGGAUAAAGGACAUAUCGUCGAGAUGGACUCGCCCAGUAACCUUAUUGCAAAACGAGGCCAGUUUUACUACAUGUGCAGGGAAGCUGGGCUUUUAUAAGACUUUACACAUCGACUGUCUUCUUGCGCCUCCUUGUGGCGAAAGCAAAGAAUCUGCAGACUCUCCAUUUCUCAGUUCAGAACAGAGAGACAUCCCAAUAAUACAGCUGGUGCUUCACAAGGGGAAAAGACCAGACGCUUGAAUCACACACUUCCCCACAAACGAAAAUGGUUUGCCUGUUAAAUUUGAAGAUGUAAGUGUUUACUCAGGUUUACUCGCCAUCUCCAUGGGCAUAGUAACACUAUGCAGCGCUUAGGAAGAAUGAGAAAAAGACUUUCCUGCCAGAAGCUAUUUGUAGGGUUACAGAACGGUGUAUUUGAUGGAAACCUGUAAAUAUGGCACCUAAUUAAAUACGCAAAACAAUUAGGGAGGAAAGAGUCUGUUCUGCCUGUGCCACAGCAUCCAUGGUGAAAGAACAUGAAUGUGAAUAGCUAACAUGUUAAUGUUGUUGCACAGUUAAAUUACAGAUCAAUGAAGAUAAUUCUAUAAGCUCUAGUGGAUUCUUAGUUCUCUUCAUAGACCGUCAGUUAUGUAUAGAAUCACGUAAGAGGACAAAUAUGUUUACAAACAUAUUGCCACAUAUACUUGACCUAAAAUUCCCUGAAAAAUUCCAGACUCCCUUUCAGACACUAAUUAAAGCUUUUACGAGAGGGUUUAGGGAGAAAAACAGUACAGUUGCCGAAGUACGCUGUGGUGUUUGUUCGUUUCAGCCAAAGUAAACAAAUACAAGGGACAACAAUGGCUGGAUGAAAGAACAUGCAACCUGUACGCAAUAAAAUACUACAUGACUUCAUUACUGCUGACCGAUCAAAGAGUUUUAAUAUCUCAAGAAAAUAUUGUUCACCACCAUUCUGAAGGCAAGAUUUUUAUUUAGCAGUUUUGCACUUCAGUGUAAGAAAAGUGUUUUACAAGCAUUUUGUUCUCUGUAACUGUAGAUUUUUAGAAAUAUAUUUUAAUCUUAAAAGUGGACAUGAAAAGACACUGCAUCUCGUCUUGUAAGACAAUGCAAAAAGCUACAUGUGUGACAUGUACAUUCAAGUGCCUUUGUGACACUCCAGAUUUUAUUUAUAUUUUAUAUUUAAUCUUUAUUGACACUUCAUCUCAUGUUUUGUAUGUUUAUACAUGUAAUAACUGUGUAUAAAGAAACUUUCGACAUCUUGAUAAAGAUGCGUCAUUGUGCUUCUAUAAGCUUUUCUACAGGCUUCAUAUUUGAUGACAAACUGAAAAACAUGCUGUUAAACAAUUGCGCAAAAACAAACAAAAAAAAAAAAACACUCUUUGGACAUGAUGAACAAGCCUCAGCAAAAAAAAAAAAAAUGAGUACCAAACUAUAUUUAUUGUUUACAGUAGUAAAGGACAACAAAAAAAAUGUACAUAUCAGUACAGAAGGAUGACAACAACUGGAAAUCUUUGAGUCAAACUCUCUCUCCCUUUCAACCAUAUGAAUUACAGUGGGAGGGCAAGAGAUGUUAAAAGAAAUCAGACCAGUCCUUGUCAGCGAUGACAGACACAUCACCUCAAAGCCUGAAAGGAUUCCCUUUUGUUUUGCUUCAAGACCUGGUCAUAGUUUUGGGAUUUAAAAAAAAAAAAAAAAAAAAAAAGGAGGAAAAGAAAGUAAUGAACAGGAAAAAAGAUAUAUUGGUCUUUUUAGGUCAUUCCUGUUUCCUCAACCAACACUCAAGAGGAAAUAGGAAUGGUAAAUGGAUAUAUUUCUACAGACAUUUAAAAGUAUAAACACAGAACUAGUUGGUGUAAUCCUGCCCCUAUUUGCUAAUCGAGUACCAUCUUUGGGGUUUGGUCCAGAAAGGGUGACUGUAAAUUGUAUCAUGUGUUCAGUCUCUUCGUUUUUAAUCGACCUCCACCGAGAUGGUUCACAGAUACCAUCCCUACAGCGAGCUCAUACGAGAAGUAGCCC
Messenger RNA from Onychostoma macrolepis, 6495 nucleotides. It is a transcript of the gene abcc6a, whose product is annotated as ATP-binding cassette, sub-family C (CFTR/MRP), member 6a. Bases 54 to 4580 code for a protein of 1508 amino acids. NCBI's taxonomy places the organism in Eukaryota, Metazoa, Chordata, Actinopteri, Cypriniformes, Cyprinidae. Gene Ontology annotation, biological process: transmembrane transport. Gene Ontology annotation, cellular component: membrane. The transcript is spliced from 31 exons. The record is from RefSeq and is a predicted model, not a curated record. Gene Ontology annotation, molecular function: ATP binding; ATP hydrolysis activity; ABC-type transporter activity.